AUGUCGCAGCCCUCGGUAUAUAAACCGGCCGGGGAAGAGCUGCUCCCACUGCCCUCCUCUUCCUCCUCUUCCUCAGGUCGUCGUUAUUUGUUGUUUCUUCGCAGCAAGAAGAUGAAUUCGAGCCGCCGGCAUCACCUCAAGAGUUUGAUGCUUCAGAUCGCGGCGAAGUGGAUUCAAGAAGAGAAGAAGGAGAUCGUAGCGGCCAAGCAGGCGUACAUGGCGGAGAACUGUCCACCCCCCAACCGGAGCGGGGACCAGGCCGCCCUCAUGGAAACCUGUAAAAAGAUCGCCGCUCUCCUCGACAAAGUGGAUGAAGAACGGUACGACAUGCAGUCCAAAGUGGGCAAAGCCGACAAAGAGAUUGAAGACCUGAAGAUCAAAGUGGUGGACCUGGCUGGAGUGAAGAAGCCGGCCCUGAAGAGAGUCCGCAUGUCGGCCGACGCCAUGUUGAAGGCUCUGCUGGGCUCCAAGCACACGGUCAACAUGGACCUGAGGGCCAACCUGAAGCAGGUCAAGAAGGAGGUCAAGGAGGAGCCGAUUGAAGCCGCUGGCGACUGGCGUAAGAACAUCGAGGACAAGGCCGACAGGAAGAAGAUGUUCGAGACUUCCUAGAGACCUCCUAGAGACUUCCUGGAGACUUCCUAGAGACCUUCUAGAGACUUCCUGGA
Molecule: messenger RNA, 668 nt
Organism: Cyclopterus lumpus (lumpfish)
Lineage: Eukaryota; Metazoa; Chordata; Actinopteri; Perciformes; Cyclopteridae
Product: troponin I, fast skeletal muscle-like
Exons: 6
Coding region: 1-612 (203 amino acids)
Biological process (GO): muscle contraction
Cellular component (GO): troponin complex
Source: RefSeq, a predicted model, not a curated record